UCCUGAAGUUAGUUAUUUAAAUUUUUUUAUCAUCUCGAGCCAGUAAGGAUAUAUCAUGAGUUAAGAGGAAGUGUUCAGGUUUCUUUGUAUAGAAAUGUGAAAGAACAAAUACCCAUUAGCCGUAUCAGUGAUUAUCUAGCGAUCCAUGUUUAUGUAGUGUUAAGUUUAAUAGGUGUUGCUUAAUCUUGGUCUCUAACAACAUAAUAUCCAGGGAAGUGCGAAGGAAGGAUUAGAAGAGAGUGAUUCGAUUUUGUGGUGUACGGAAGAUACACGUCCACCGGGAAGUUUCGAAGUUAUCGGAAUUUAGAAUCACUUCAUCAUGGACAGUUCUUUGGAGUUCUGUCGCCAAAAGGAAGAUCUUGUCCGCACAGUGAGGACCCUGCAGGUUGCCACUCAGAACACGCUACAGAAAACAGUCCCUCUCCUCUCUUCCCAGAUGGGUCUGGGGCUCCUAAGACCUUCCCAUGUAAAUGAGCUCUCCGAGAAGACCAGUCAGGUUUGCAGAGACCUAGAAAACGUUGGUAAUCUGCUCUUAUUUCGUCAGGAUGAGCUCCUUCAGACAAUAUCAGUGCCCAGGACAGGAGGCUCUAAUUCUCUUCAGUGGUGCUCAGAUGGCUCUCUCUAUGUAUGUGGAUAUAAUGGACCCUAUGUUCACUUACUAAAUAGCCAUGGAAAACCCAGUCAAGCCCUUUAUUGUCAUGAUGAUGACCUCUUCCUUCCAGAUAGUAUUGCCAUGACCCGUCUUGGUUCUAUAGCGGUCACUGAUAUCACCAAAGGCGUUGUGCGUAUUCACAAUCCCGCCUCACAUCCACCUUGGGUUAAGGUGGGUGGUCAUUUCCAGUCUCCGAAAGGUAUCGCGGUGGACUCAUCUGGGCAGAUCCUAGUUGCAGAAUACAUGACUGGAACAGUCCAGGCUUUCCACAUAGACAGAAUUCAUAGAGUACAUGGAAUUAAAAAGGUUUCUGGUCUUCAGGGUCCACAGAACAUAUGCGCUACAUCAGAUGGGGGGUUUGCAGUGUCUGAGGAGUGUGGAGAUGUGAAGUUAUUUACAAGCAACUUGAAGCUUUGUGGUUCCAUCUCAGAAAUAUACCAGCAUAAGUUUGGGAAUCCAUCAGGAAUUUGUGCUGACCCCGAAGGGAACAUAUUAGUGGCUGAUGUCCAGAAAAGGAAUGUCACCCUCUUCCCAGUUAGUGGGUCCCCUAUUUGUAUUGUCUCCAAGGGCCUUUGCAAGCCAUCAGGCCUAUCAUGCUCUCCAUUUGGCCUCCUGUAUGUGGCAGAUUCUGGGGACAAUUCUGUUAAGGUGUACAAGUAUCGUGCAAAGCCAUACUAUGCUCCCAUCAGCCCUAGGAAGUCUGGAGAUGCUCAGUCUCAGACCCCAAGGGCAUAAGGGCACCUUCACCCACUGAUACAUACCUUCGCCACCCUUCACUGUUGUGGGGGGCAUAAGGGCACCUCCACCCACUGAUACAUACCUUCGCCACCCUUCACUGUAGUCGGGGGCAUAAGGCACCUUCACCCACUGAUACAUACCUUCGCCACCCUUCACUGUUGUCGGGGGCAUAAGGGCACCUUCACCCACUGAUACAUACCUUCGCCACCCUUCACUGUUGUCGGGGGCAUAAGGGCACCUCCACCCACUGAUACAUACCUUCUCCACCCUUCACUGUAGUCGGGGGCAUAAGGCACCUUCACCCACUGAU
Messenger RNA from Rana temporaria (common frog), 1700 nucleotides. RefSeq names its product NHL repeat containing 4 (gene NHLRC4). The transcript is spliced from 2 exons. Gene Ontology annotation, molecular function: protein binding. The record is from RefSeq and is a predicted model, not a curated record. The coding region runs from base 320 to 1387 and encodes 355 amino acids. Lineage: Eukaryota; Metazoa; Chordata; Amphibia; Anura; Ranidae.